Closterium sp. NIES-65 is the source of this 852-nucleotide messenger RNA. The record is from the annotation of a GenBank genome assembly. Lineage: Eukaryota; Viridiplantae; Streptophyta; Zygnematophyceae; Desmidiales; Closteriaceae.
AUGUGCCGUUCACAGCCGUACACUGUGCAAUGGUGCCCCCAUGCCCCUCCUUUCCCCUUCCGCUUCCCCCACCCGCCCACCCCUUCCCCCAACCGCCUGUCAAGAUCCAGAUGUUGCAGGAGGAGGGGAAUCCGCGCCUUCGACCGCUCGUACCGCACCACUAGUCAUGAACGAGCCCUUCACAGCGUGUUCAUCACCUGUGUGCCCGCCUACACUCCCCACAUGUUACAGAUGUUACAAGAAGAGGGAAUUUACUCCUUCUUUCGCUCCUACCGCGCCACGCUGGUCUUGAACGUGCCCUUCACAGCCAUGCAUCUUUCCAAUGUGCCCCCAUGCCUGCCCUCCCCUUUCCCCUUCCCCUUCUCUUCAUUACCCAACACAUUUUACUCGAAUCAGAUGUUACAAGAAGAGGGGAUUUACUCCUUUUACCGCUCCUAUCGCACCACGCUAGUCAUGAACGUGCCCUUUACAGCCGUGCACUUUGCCACGUACGAGGCCAGCAAGGCAGGCCUGGGGCGGGCGCUACCGGGGGAGGCAUUACCUGGUGAGGGCGUGCUGGACGAGGACAGGCUGCUCACUCACGUGCUGGCGGGCGGCGCUGCUGGCGCUCUUGCCAGUGCUGUGACUAAUCCUCUUGACGUUGUGAAGACACGGCUACAAUGCCAGGGUGUCUGUGGAGUGAAGCGGCUGCAGAGUGCAUCGGUGACGGCAGCGCUGCGCAGCAUAGUGAGGGAGGAGGGGUGGGGGGCGCUGCUGAGGGGCAUGCGAGCACGAGUGCUUUUCCACACGCCCGCCGCUGCCAUUGUCUGGUCAACAUACGAAGCUUCCAAGAACCUGCUACGGGACUUGUGA